Messenger RNA from Onychomys torridus (southern grasshopper mouse), 951 nucleotides. RefSeq names its product olfactory receptor 5B2-like. Gene Ontology annotation, molecular function: G protein-coupled receptor activity; odorant binding; olfactory receptor activity. The record is from RefSeq and is a predicted model, not a curated record. Gene Ontology annotation, cellular component: membrane. Lineage: Eukaryota; Metazoa; Chordata; Mammalia; Rodentia; Cricetidae. The transcript has a single exon. Gene Ontology annotation, biological process: sensory perception of smell; G protein-coupled receptor signaling pathway. The coding region runs from base 1 to 951 and encodes 316 amino acids.
AUGGAGAAUUGUACCAAAGUGAGAGAGUUUAUCCUCCUGGGACUAACCAAUGAUCCAGGCCUGCAGGUCACUCUCUUUAUCAUGUUCACCCUCAUUUAUCUCAUCGAUGUGGUUGGAAACCUGGGAAUGAUCAUGCUGGUUCUUAUGGACUCUCGUCUCCACACACCCAUGUACUUUUUCCUCUGUAACCUGUCUCUUGUAGACUUGGGUUAUUCCUCAGCUGUCACUCCCACAGUCAUUUCUGAGUUUUUCAUAGUCUCUAAGGUCAUUUCCUAUAAUGCCUGUGCUGCGCAGAUGUUUUUUUUCAUAGGCUUUGCCACUGGGGAAAAUUACCUCUUAGCAUCAAUGGCCUAUGACCGCUAUGUAGCAGUGUACAACCCCCUGCAUUAUUCCACCAGGAUGACAACAAGUGUUUGUAUUCGCCUGAACAUUGGCUGUUAUAUCUGUGGUUUCUUGAAUGCCAUUUUUCAUGUUGGGGACAUAUUCAGCCUAUCUUUUGGUAAAUCCAAUGUGGUCCAUCACUUUUUCUGUGAUGUUCCGGCAGUUAUGGCUCUGUCUUGCUCUGAUAUAUACUUUAGUGAAGUGAUUCUUGUUUUUUUGUCUACCUUCAAUGUCUUCUUUGCUCUUUUGAUUAUCUUAGUUUCCUAUCUUUUCAUAUUUAUUACCAUCUUGAAGAUGAAGUCAGAGAGGGGACACCAUAAGGCUUUGUCCACCUGUGCCUCCCACCUCACCACAGUCUCCAUAUUUUAUGGCACUGUAAUUUUCAUGUACUUACAACCCAGCUCCAGUCAUUCCAUGGAUGCAGAUAAAAUAGCGUCUAUGUUCUACACUAUGAUCAUCCCCACACUGAACCCUUUAGUCUAUAGCCUGAGGAACAAGGAAGUCAGCAAUGCAUUUGAGAAAGUAUUUAAGAAGGCAAAAUUUUUAUGUAAGAGUGAAAUUUUCAAUUGA